AUGAUCCCCAAACCAGUCAUCACCUUCCUCUACCUCCUCGACCUUAUCCAAUACACCUUCUCCUUCCUCCUGUAUCUCAUCAGUCUAAACCCAUCCUUUGUUACAGAGCCGACGCCAUGGGAGAGCGAGGAGCUCCUAUUCUUGUCCCUCGACAUCUCCAUGGAUUCCACUGCCGAGUCUCUCAAAGAAAAGCUUCCUGUUAUCGAGUACAAGAGCUUCGUCAAGAAGAAAGGAAAAAAUCCGACGACUGAGUGUGCCAUUUGCCUUCAGUUCAUGGAGGCGAAAGACCACGUUCAUGAACUUGGGAACUGUUGCCAUGCAUUCCACGUGGAUUGCAUGGACCGGUGGUUGGACCUCGGCCGGUUAAGCUGUCCGCUGUGCCGGACGGCGGUGGUUCCGGCGGAGGCCCGUCGGAGUGGACCGCUUUCGGUUUUGAAGGUUCUUUUGGUUGGGGAUAGUUACUGUAAUUCACCAUAG
This is a messenger RNA of Dendrobium catenatum, 477 nucleotides long. RefSeq names its product E3 ubiquitin-protein ligase ATL4-like. Gene Ontology annotation, molecular function: ubiquitin protein ligase activity. NCBI's taxonomy places the organism in Eukaryota, Viridiplantae, Streptophyta, Magnoliopsida, Asparagales, Orchidaceae. The transcript has a single exon. Gene Ontology annotation, biological process: protein ubiquitination. Bases 1 to 477 code for a protein of 158 amino acids. The record is from RefSeq and is a predicted model, not a curated record.